Molecule: messenger RNA, 1269 nt
Organism: Hemicordylus capensis (graceful crag lizard)
Lineage: Eukaryota; Metazoa; Chordata; Lepidosauria; Squamata; Cordylidae
Product: ferritin light chain-like
Exons: 3
Coding region: 144-962 (272 amino acids)
Biological process (GO): iron ion transport; intracellular iron ion homeostasis
Cellular component (GO): cytoplasm
Molecular function (GO): ferric iron binding; ferrous iron binding
Source: RefSeq, a predicted model, not a curated record
ACGCGGUGGGAGACGACAAAAGUCGGCUGAACUCGGGUUCCCAGCCGUGCCUUGCCUUCCCGAAAGAGGACCGCGGCUGUUCCCUUGGACGGAAGAAGAAAGGCCAGCAGUGAGACGGCGGCGGGCCGCAGCAGACGCUUGCCAUGGCCGAGCCCAGUCCGAAAAGGCUGAAGAGUGGCCUGCCCUUAUGCCCCAUCCACCGACAGGGCAGAGCGCUGAUCAAGCUGGCGAAGCAGAACUUCCCGGCCGUGGUGGAGGAAGGCCUGUGCGGGGCCACCAGCGCCCUGCUCGAGGUCUCCUACGUCUUCCAGAUGCUGGGUGAAAUCUUUGAUCAUUCUGAUAUGGCUUUACCAAAUGUUUCGAAAUUCUUCUGGGACCAGGCUAAAGAGGAGAGGGAAGCAGCAGAAGCUCUGAUACAAUACCAGCAUAACAGAGGAGGCUUAUACUGUACCAAAGUUAUCCAAAGACCACCCAACGUGCUUAUUAAUGGUGUGGCUGCAGCUCUGGAAAUAGCCCUAGUACAAUGGAAGACAAUGGCAGGCUAUUUUGAAGAGCUUUAUGCUUUGAGUAUCAAGAAUUCAGAUCCUCACAGUGCAAGCACAAUUAAGAAGCAAUUUCUAGCACCUAAGAUCCGGAAGAUCAAGUUGAUGGGAGAUCUAAUUACCAAUGCUCGUAGGCUUAGGAGUGCCCAGGAUGGCAGAGGUGACCUUGAGAACUAUCUAAUAGACCGCUUGCAAAAGGAAUUAAGGAUUGGGCCAGAUUCAGAAGCGCACUACAGUCUCUGUAUACCACUUCAGAAAUGUACAGGAGCUGCAAAGGACCUACAGCCAAUGCCAGAGGAGUUCCCACAUUACAGGAACAACGUAAGGCCAAAGUACUCAGGCCUGCAUUGCUCACUCUCUCAGCCUCGGUGGAAAGGAUUGCGGGAGGCAUAUCGAAAGCAUGAGCAGAAAUGGUUUUAGACUGGGUGGGGUCAAUCUGCUCAGCAGCUGUAGGGCAUGCGUAUAUCAUUAAAUUGGUCCAAGAUAGAUGUCAGGGGGUUGACUUGUGAUUUGUGAAAUCUGUUGUGAUGUCAGAAAUAUGAAAUCUGUGCAGUCAUAUUUGGAUUAGUAGUUUUUGUUUUUUUAAUUAAGAUUUUUAUUAAUUUCUAAUACAUAGAGUACAAAAGGCAAGGGAAAAAUUGAAUCAAAAAGAUAAAAGACAUCUCUAAACUAUAUACUAUGGUAAAGUACAAUUGAUGAAAUACAGAUUUACUGUGUAUAACAAGAA